Messenger RNA from Porites lobata, 12352 nucleotides. The record is from the annotation of a GenBank genome assembly. Lineage: Eukaryota; Metazoa; Cnidaria; Anthozoa; Scleractinia; Poritidae.
GGAGACUGGAAGCUAAUCCUGUUUCCUUUUUUGUUUUGGCGCUCAACAUGAUUUCGCGAUGAAAGAAGGCAGUUUGUUAUUCCUUCAAUUUUGAAAGGUACGAGGAGGCAGCUCUUGUACGAUUCACGAUAAACAAAUCGUAAUUAGACGUGAUUACGUGUAGGUUGUGAGGAUAUCCAUCCAUCUACAAUGUUGUACCCAGCUUAAGCUUAUGCAAUGCGAAAUCACCCGCAUAUGCAAGCUUGCAUAUUCAGAUAAUUCUGUAGUAAGCUUGCAUAUUGAUGGAUAGGCUUUGGAUAAAACUGUUAUUCGUAUAUUCAAUUUUACUAGACAUUUUGCUGUCUGAAAUCUGUCGACGGUGAUGGAAGAAACUGUCAAACAAGAAUUGUCAGUGUUUUUACACUGCAAAAUAUCCGCAGAAUCGUUAAGGUGAGUUGCUUUUCUGUCCUGUAAAUGUUCAUUGCAAGUUCUAUUCCGUAACGAUCUACCUGGUUGUAGCCAUCAGCUUUACAAAUUCAUCCAGUAGUUCAAUCUCCUUUAUAACAUUUUCCUUCGAAGUGUAUCACUAACCGAUCUGUAUCAAUAAUUAAUUUAUACAGAUUAUAUUAACAGGCGAAUUUGAGACUAUCAAAGCCGAGAGAAAUUAAGAGCCAGCUUAGCCUGUUCCAGGGUUCAGAUCGUGGGGACAGCAAAAAGAGAUGUGUCCUCCCCUUUUUCCUUGCUCUCUUAAUACAGUGAAACCUUUAUUAACCGGACACCGUCGGGCAAUCCUGUAGUGUCCGCUUAAUGCAGGGUGUAGGCCUAAUACAGGUUUCAAUAGAUAACGUCAUAUGAGGUGUCAAAUGCCAUUUAAAUGAACAGUGAAAACGUUUAGAAUACUCCCAGAGACUAUGAUGAUAUACAUUUGCAUUAAUUUCUUUAUUAAUUUAAAAGAGGACCAAUUGAUCAUAGUACCAUAAACGUAGAUUGCAACUCAAAUUUGAAGAACUCAGAUGAGCAAGACAAGCUCUACACAAACAAAACGAAAUAGAAAACAAUACUGUACUGUGGAACUAAUCAACUAGCUUUGUCAAGUCACGUUUUUUAAUGUAAAAAUCGAAAAAUUUGUGGGUGGUAAUCUUUCAAAUUUCUGGUAUCUGGCAUGUUGGGUGGUGGAAUUUAAUUAUAAGUGUCUGUUUAAUACAGGUUGGCAAUCAAGUGAAAAUCAAAUCAAAUCCUUUAUUUAGACACGUAACACCCAGGAGCACUAAAGUUCUCGUUAAAACGUGUAUGUGUAUACAAAUUAGAAAAUUUAAAAUUUAAAAAAAAAAUUAUGCUAGAAACCUAUACAUUACUACUGUAAAAAUACUAGCUAUUAACAGAUCUACAAAAUGGCUAAAAGCAGAAUCUAAAACUAAAACUAUUUACAAGCACUACACCCUAAGCCAUGUGAGCUUUAAGAGAUCGCUUAAAUGACGCAAUGUCUUGUGAUUCUCUGACUUUUGGAGGUAACGCAUUCCAAAGUUUGCUGGCUAAAAAUGUCAAAGAUCGAUGCAUAAACUCCAGAUUAAAGGGAGGUAGUUCUAGCCUUGUGCUAAGUCCACGUAAGUUGUACUGUACAUCCUUUAAAUUAAAAAAUUCUCUGAUAUAAGGACUGCCCCCUUGUCAUAUAAGCAUCUGUAUAACAAAACUAAUGAUUGGAAUUGCCUACGUUUCUCCAAGGACUUGAUAUCAGCCAUCUUGAGGAGGAAGUCAUAUAACACUUCGAAUAGCCUAAUAUAGUUCUUAAUAUAAAAUAAUUAGUUGACUCUAUUUUGGUAGUCUCCGCAUUGCCUACUCCCAGUAAAAGGGGACUACAGUACUCUAGGUGAGGGAGAACAUAAGCCUUGUAGAGACGAACUAAUACAUCCUUAGAAAUGAACUUACGUAUUCUCCGCAGAGCCGAAGCCUUUGCACAGGCCUUAUUCAGCUGCUUCUUUAUGUGCGCUUUAAAUGUUAAUUUACUAUCUAGGACCACUCCUAGGAUUUUAAAUGUAUCCUUCGUAUGGACAUUAGAAUCAUUAAGAUCGAAUUCGUACUGGUAUGAAGACAGACCAAUGGCAAUAGCUUCGUUUUAGCGGCAUUAAUCUGUAAAAAAAUUCAUUCUAAACCAUCUCGAUAGCACACUCAGAUCGGAGUUAAUUACAAACUGCAAAACCAUUGGUGAGACAUCAGAGGCGUAUUGAGUGGUGUCGUCAGCAUGCAGCCUCAACAAUAGAAAUGAUCAUUUCAAGUACUUUUUAGGUGUCCACGUCCGCCUAAUAGAGGUGUGCACUUGAUAAAGGUUUCAUUUAAAGUAAAGCCUACCUAGCUUGGGAAAAUGGCCAUCACUCCUCACUUCUUGCCCCUAGCUAUGGGAAUGUCACCAGGAAAGAUGUCUGUGACUCAGCAGCAGAAAUUCCAUAUUGAUGACAUAGAAACUGUCCAAAAUUUGGUCAGGAGCUCUAAGUGGCCAGUGUAAUAAAUUAUUAUAUUAUUGUAGCUAUUGUUUGCGAAUGACAGACAAAUGGCAAAAGGCCACAAAGGUAAAAUGCAAAUGCAAUAAAUCUAUAACAAAGCAGUCCUUCUCGGAAUAUAUUCUUCUUUAAGUAAAUAUUUGAGUUUUGCUGAAGCUCAUUCUCAUAAGAACACAAAACCUUUAGUUACCAAAGUGGACGAGAAGAAACCUAAAAUCAGACGAAUUUACAUUUGGAACCCUAAUUACUACCAGAUCAAUAAAUUAUGUGGUCAUUGAUAUAUGCUAUCAGUAUGGACUAUCUAUUACUCAGGCGCAGACGUCUCUUCAGGUGAAAUGUCCCUUGGAGCUAGGAGAGACAACUGCUUUCACAGGCUAGAGUUAGCCUGUCAAAAGCCUAAAUUGAUGAACUGAAUUCCAGUUAGUAAAUAUUUCUGCAGAUUGAGAUAAUAAGCAAGCAACUUCUGAUGAACUUAAUGAAGUACAUGUUCUUUAAUGAACAGUUUACACUACCAUACAAGAAGAUAAACUGUCCCAUACCCCUUUUAAAUUGUCCCGAAUUUAAUUUAUUAGCUUUUAUUUACUUUUUCUAAAAUCUUCCAGCUUUUCUCAAUUCCCUCCUUAAGUGAAGUAUAAAUUUCUGGAUUUCUUUGCAAUGGGUCAUAGCUUAUUCCUUUAAAUUAAAUUGAAAGUGUAUAAAUGGAUGCUUUGCUUUUAGGCUUGGUUAAAACCACUGUGUGUGUUAUUUAAUUCUGUUUGCGUUCGUUCCACGGACCAUCCUGAUGGUUUUCAAAUUGAACACCCUAUGAUCCUUUUGUCUUUUAGCUGCAUUGAUGACAUUGUUCUUGGAUAUAUAGUUAGUGUACUGGAGCAACUUGGAGAAGAUGAACAAUUUGAUGAGGAAGAGUUUGCUGAAAUAAUGGAUGCUUACAUUCCAGGCUUUGAUACAAUCAACAGGUUGUUUUUCUGACAGCAAUUCAUGUACUAAUAUUUAUAAUGUCCUUUAUCAUGUAACUUUACAGCACUGUGUGAGUGAUAGGUGCUCAAGUCUGUGGUCUUGCUGCACCUGGUAGCCCCUGGUGCCUACAUGUAACAUUAAUUUUUGUAAAAGCUUAUUUUUCCAUGGAAAUCAUAUGCAGGCCACCCUGGUAUUCAUAGGCUCAGAGGACUGGGCUCCCUUCAAUUUUUCCUAGAGUGCAGCCUUGAAAAAACAAAAGCAUUGAAACAUUCAUGCAUGAACAGACUAUUAUUAGUCUCGCUUGCAUGGACAGUGAGACUCAUGUCUGCAUAACGUUUUUCAUCGUAUUUGGGACACAAAAGAGGAGUUACUGUGCCUGGCGGUCCUAGCGGAGACCAUGAAAACUGGGACUAAGAAUUAUUGCAUGAUCAAAGCCACACAUAUUUUGCAAAGAAAGCUUAGGAAAGAUUAAAUUUAGAGCUUUUCUGAAACCUGUCAGCCCAUGAAUUCUAUCGCUUGAAAGCGUUGUUUACUUUGGAACAAGUGAACACUACCGAGUGGUUGAAAAAAACAAGAAUCUUAAUUAGCAAAACUACGAUGAUCGGGUGUUGUAAACUUUCAUUGUGUGCAAAUGGGUCUUGUGAUAAGCAUGCGGUUUAUUUUCGGCAAGGUUUGAAAUGAUGAGCCAUGUAAAUUACUUUUUUGAUCUCUGAUGUAAUAAUUACAUCAGAGAUAAAAACAGUAAGAAAUUGUUUCUCUGGAAUCGAGGCCCUUGAAUUUUCGUGUGUUUAUACAUGCAUAAAGCCUGCGACCGCAGGCAUAUUUCCAGUCGUUGCUAACACACAUCCUUAAUCAAUUCAGAAACAAAUAAAAAGUAUUGACGUCAAUAAAGUAGGAAGUAAAACCUUUAGCAAGUAAAUCCUGUUUCGUGUAGAAUUAAUCGCCUCCUCAUUUCUCGAUCUAAUCUCCAAGCAAGCAAGACUGAAUGCCACUGUAGGAGCAUUCUUGUUACAUUUUUAGUAUUCUAUGAACUUAUCAACAUGCAGUGCUAUAGAGGUACGGUGGACCCUUAGUUAUCUAGACUUGUGUGAAAAUGAUACAAAAGGCUUAUUUUAGGUGUUAUUCUAGAGGUAUCAAAAAAAUUUAGUCUGCUACACAGCCAUUUUCUGUGACAUCACACAACGCUUGUCCCACUUGUGGAGAGGAGCAUUACAUGACAAAGCAAAAAAUGGCAGUGUUUGGGUCAGAUGUGGUCAAUCCCUGUAACUCACUUAAUUAUAAAUGAGACAGACCGAGGUUAGCAAAAGGUUUACAGAGGUGGACCUCGUCUGAUCCACGCCAGGUUUUCUUGACAGACUUAAUCUAGAAGGUGGCUUUGGAGUGCUUCUGCAAAAUGAAAAAUAAUGUUGCACAAAAUUUUUGUAAGGUUGGCCACCAAAAAAAAAAAUUGAUUCAAAAUCAAAUAAAAAAUACCAUUGACGUCACAUUUGAAUGCUACUUUCUCUCCAGAAGAAAAUUACUGGUACUUCUGUGUCAAAACAAUGUACUGGUACUUUGAAAUAAAAAUCAAUGCUUAAAUAGAAAAAAUAAUAACAAAUACAUUGUACCAAUACUUCUUUUGGUUAAUAUGCAUGAACAAAUUUGUGACUAGAAAAUACCACAUGUAUCCAUAUGCAGCUGUAUCCAGGUAUGUUACAGGUUAAAUUUGAUGUCAGGUUAAAAUUUUAAAAGCUAGGUCUAUUUUCAAUUUCCUUUUCCCCUCAGGGCUAAAAAACAAAAGAAAAUUUUGAAUCAACCUAGGUUAAAUCAAAAUUAACCUGAAAUCAAAUUUUACGUGUAACAUAUAUUUACAUCAGACAUUCCCCUGUUUUAUCCUUAAAGAGCGUGUGUCUGUAGCUGGAUCCUUGGCUUGGCUGAGAAGUUAGUAUACACCAGGAUGUCAUCAAGCAGUAAUCACAUAGAAGGUACAUUAUUUUUUAAAAAAAACCUUUGGUGUUACUUACAGUCCAACAAACUCAGCCGGGACCACUGACACAAAGAGAUUUGGGGUGCUACCCAUUAACAUGGUCUAACCUGUCAAGGUAAAUGGAAGUGCCCAUGUUUCUAUUUUUUGGGUUGCUUGUAAACCACUACUUUUAUGUGAAUGUGACUGCUGGCUGAUUUUUUGUUGGCUGACCCAGGCAGGUCUCAGGUAUUUUGAAUAUAAUUGUAUUAAUAAAUUGUUAUUAAUAGUAACACUUAUUUCACUGUGUUGAUCUUAGAUUAUUUGGUGGUUCUUUACAAUACCACAGCAUACCCAAACCUAGUUUAGUAACAUGCAGAAUAAGAGUGUCUGAAUUGUCAUAACAGAGACAACUUUUUUUGAGGGGGGCGGGCAGUCUUGAGUCUUAAACAGGGUAUACAAAUUCACUGUUGACGGUGUAAAUAUUGGCAGUAUAUGGUCUAGAGUAUGUACACUUGCUGCUGGGAAUGUAUGAUACUAACAAUUUUGUUAAAACAAUCUAGUUAGAUGGUGUCAAAUUACCUUAACCAGGUAGCUUAGUAAAUAGUUUUUUUGGCUUAAGCAGAGUUUCUAAAAGCCCUUGGCAGCUUACCUGUACCCAAACUUCCCUUUACACUUUUAGUCCCAAAAGUGAUCAACAUCAAUUUUCUCCUAAGGAUGUCAAUACGAAAUCAAGAGAAAAGGCUAUGAGAAUUUAUUUUAUCUGCAAUGGUUUUUAUCAAAUUCUGUCAACUAAUUCUGUAACGAUAUUAUAUAUAGGAUCUGUCUCGAGAAUUUGUUUGUGGAUAUUGGGACUAAGAAGUUAAGGGGCCUUCUCCAUUGUCAAUCAAAAUAAUUACUAUUUAGACCUUAUAGUCAUGGCAAACUAAUUAAGUUUGUUUACCACAGUUUUUGUAAUUGCAUUUUGCUUUCAGAAGCCAACACAUUGAAAAACACAAACAGUGGCAGCUUGCCAUCCAGAUACAAAGAAGAUCACCAGAAGAAAAGUUCCUUGGAUGGGAACAGCAAAUCAAGAUGUCCAAGUCAGGGAAUCAUUGACAACAUGGCUCAAACUAUAGCAGAUGACAAGAAAAAAAGUGUAAGGUGUGGUAUGCCACAGUGGCUGGUGGUUUUUAUCUUUUUUUAGUAUAUGCAGGGUUGUACACUAGCAUAAUUAUCCUUACAACACCUACAGACCUUCAAAUUAAAAGCAAAAAAGAAAUCUAUAACUUAGAAAAACACCUUAAUACAACUGUAUUAUUUAGAAAUUAAUUUAAAUGAUGUUGUUUCUUAUUUUUUGUUUUUACAUCACUAUAGUGAAGGAGUAUCAGUGCUAGCAGAGAUGUUUCCUGAUGCCUGUUCUUUAGACAUAGAACAUUGUUUGACCAUUGCAAAUGGUGACACUGAGUCUGCUGUUCAACUAAUGCUCUUAAAGAGUGAGAGAAGUACUACAGUAGGAAAGGAGAACACCCAGGAAAUAUUAGAUUUCUCCCCAAAGGUACAUGUAUGUGGACAGAUACAUACUUUCAGAAAAUCAGUAACACUGAGCCAUUUUGUCUUCCAAGGGGGGUUAAUUGGGUUAAUUUUUACUGGGUACAGUAUAUGCAGCUGGCCUCUCAGAACCCCUAUGCCAUUAUAGUCUAUUCUGUUGCCAAUAAAUUAUAGACCCCAUCUUAGUCACUUUUGGGCAAAUGAAAUUUAGAAAAUCCAAACUUAUUCACUAAGUGACUUUCUGUUUAUAUGAAUACAUCUACCUUACAUGUAUAAAGCCUUUUAACCAGUUCAUCCUGAAAUGAGUUGACACUUUUUGUGAAACCUGAUGCAGUAAGAUUCUCCCCAUUUUUAAAUCCCUACUUACCUGAAUUUUCUGAUCCCCUAAAUCCUGAAAAAUGUGUAACCCUAUUCUAGUUUCUAGUUACUCUACUGAAAAUGCAACCCCAUCCAGCGGCACAUCCCCAUUAGCCUAUUACUUGGAAUUCCCCCCCCCACCUGGGGUUUGACUGCCUGUAGUUCAUCCACUGAUGGUCUGAAAAUCACCUGAAGGCUAUCUUACACUGUAGGUUCUUUUUUAGUGUCUAAUCUAAAGUUUUAAUUGGAUUAAAAUCAGUUUGAGCUUCUCUAACCAACUUAACAAAAAUUUUAUUUCAAUAAAGAAAUGUACAACUCUGGUUGCUUCUAGUGGUGGCACCCUAAGAACACAUGCAGAUCAAAAUACAUAACAAAUUUUGAGGUAGAAAAUGAGAGACAGUCACUUGAGUUUUAGACAUGAAGGGAUCAUCAGACUGAGUAUUCUCUUGAAAAUAUUGUACUUAACGUGUGCGCUGUUACCUGUGGGUAAUUGUUAAUGAAUUCUUUGUAACAAGUGAAGAGAUACUCCCAUGCCAUAACCAUGAAGCUGACCUUCACAAAUGUGCAAGAUAAAAAAUCAGUAUUUCGUAUUUAGGGAUACUAGAUUUAGACUAAAAAAAUCAGCAGGCUCAUUCUUUUCAGUUGUCAGAAACAGUGGUGUCACUCAAUAUAUUGUACAAAAAUGAAGAUAUGUUAAGAUCAAAAUAGUAUGUGUUAAUGACACCCUGUAAUUUAAACAUUCAAUGAUUCACAGACCCAUUGUCCUAGUGCAAAAAGACAGGAGCUAGAAGAAACAGAGCAAAAGCACCUUAAAGACCAACUGAUGGCAAGGUAACUUGUCCUUUUACAUGACUAAACAUGUGACAAAAGGCUGGACGCAUAGGGAGUCUGAUGUUAAAUUUUAGCUCUUCUAUUUGUUAUACAUGUAUUUUUGUUGAGCUUUGGUUUGUGCUAUGUCCGGGGUAGAUUGAGCCCUGAUAGGUGAAACAUUUGAAACAGCAAAGCUUGCUAGUUCUUUAUUUCUUCUCUGGUUUAUCUCUAUGAUUUUUGUAUGAUGCAUAAAAUUGAAAGGUUGUGAAGAUAACCCAGGGUUAGUGCAAAAUGUGAAUUCCGAUAUGAAAGCUUAAUUCACUUUGCUUUGAGAAAAUUAUUCCGGGAAAUGCUUUUUAACAAAAGAAAAAGAAGCCCCAAUUAAAUUUUAACACCAGGUUAGCGCUGAAUCGGUCCUAUUUGAAUUUAAACAUUCAAUGAUUUACAGAUAGUACGAAACCUCAAUUAAUGUUGGUAACUUAAAGAAUAAUUGUUGAAGCCCUUACCUCUAAUCUCAAUAAUCUACUCUGUUUAUCUAGGAAACAUUUUUUGUAGCACAAUCGGACUAGAGAAGGACGCUUGUCUUACUGGACGAGAGAGCUCUCAGUGAUCACAGCCUUCACAUUCACAGUCUUUUCUGUAUUUACUAUCUUUAUAGGUAUGGGUACGUUGAUCUUAGCCAAGACGAAAAAACACAUCAGCCAAUCCUUCAGACACAGGUAAAGAAAUAAAAUGAUAAUAACGGAAGUAUUUAUAGCACUUUUGCUAGUUUGGCCGAGCAAAUGCCUGAAACCAAUAAACUAAAUCAAACUUGACGUGGUUAAGAAACCCAACUAGCCGGAGGCAAACAAGCUGGCCGUUUGCAAGCGUGACCGCGAGGAUUUGAAUUUGGGAGUACCGUGAAUAUUAAAGUACAGCGCUCUAACCACUCGACCACUUUGCCUCCUCCAAACUCUUUCUGUGCACACAACAACUCUUAACCCAUCAUUUUAGGAGACAACGUCAGAAAAAUUUAGACGUAUUCCUACAGGAAUUGCGUCCAUGAUAUCAACUCCGUUGGGCAAGUUAAGCACAGAAUUCACUAGCCCGAUCGCAAAAUCCACUAACCCCGGGCUAUCGGACACGACUUUCUUUGCACGCUGUCUAGGACUGAAACCCAGGCAGUGCAGGAGGAAGGCAACGUGUUAUCACCACUCUUGUACUGCAUUAUCUCUUCUCUCCAAACCUUAACUCGGGAAAGAUGAUACUAUGGAUGUUAAUUAAUUUAGUCUCUUUAACCUUGAUCCUCUAAUUAGAAAGGUGUUUACCAGGGGUGUCUUGAAAACAAAGACCCUUCAGACCCCCUACCAAAUGACUCUGAACGUUAUUGAUUAGGGUUAGGAAACUGAGGGAAUCAACCUUCAAGUCAGUUUGCCCAUUAUAAUGACCUAAAUGGAACCUUAUUCACUCAGUUUAACCCUGAUUAAUAAUGUACAGAGUCAUUUGGUAGGGAGUCUUAGGGGUCUUUAUUUUCAAGACGCCCGUUUACCAGGUGUUCGUAAUUCAGACUCCACGAACUUCUCAUAAAACUCUUGAGGGGGCUAUGGCACGGGUUUACGGUCAUCUCACCACCAAACCUUCACGCCACCAACGAAUCGCUACCCAAGCCGUCGAUUAAUAAUAAUAAUAACGGAUAACUCUGGAAUAAUUGACAUAGGUAGUUUAAUAUCGGGGAUUACCUACGUAGGAGUUUUACUUUUUCGUCAAGCUUAUUAAAAUUUAAAGUCGAAAUACAAAUUUGUCCAUCCUAAUUGACGAUCCUGAUAAUAGAUUCCGUGAAUGUAAACUCAGUUGACAUUUGAGGGAUAAAAAAAUAGAUAAAAAACUGGCAGAAAAGUUUCACAACCACCAGCAAUUUCUUUGAAUUAUGAUAAUAAAGUAACGGUUAAGAGAAAUUUCCAUUCAUGAAGGUUCUCUCCAUUUGUUGUGCACACUUGGCACUUUUUAAAACAAUAAAGCUAAGUUCUAUUCUUGCUGGCGAGAAGGUUUGGAGGCGAGGUGACAUGGCACCAUGUCACGGGGAUAUUGAGGUUUGAGGUCAAUCCUGUGCUAAAGUCAUUACUUCAGUGCCUUUUUCACCAACACAAAAUGCUCCUGUGUAGAGUUACGAAGAUAUCAAACUAAGGAGAACUAAACAUAAUAUUUUUUAUCUGUGACCCGCUUUCCCGAGAUGAUUUUACCCUGUAAAAAAACUAUGGAAACGGACAAAAGUUUAAAGAAAGUGACCGCGAGGAAACAAGGUGGUUAUGAAAUUUCCGCGUUAAGAUGCACCGCGUACAUUCACACUAUUAAUUUCGCCACAUUUCUUUGACGCGCCGUUACUACACACGGCUACGACGUGAAAUUUCCUGAUGCGACGUUUAAUUGAGUACGUAAACACAAGACAACGAAAUUUUCCUUAUCUUUCUGAACUUGGGCGUGGCCCCUAAGUAUUUCACUUUCCAAGGGAGUUGCCAGGUCGCCACCGUAAGCGUGUUCGAUUGACCGAAUUCCGAAAUUAGAAUAAAUGGAAUGAACUCUAGAAAUCAUUUGUUUUUGUAUUUAUUACGUUGCGAUAUCUAGUAUUGCGUUGUUACUAGUGUCUAAGUGGUCCAAAAUUCACGGUGCAACAGAUUUGUAACGAAACGUUUCUGUAUUCUUAUUCUGGAAUACAAUCUAUCGAGCGCACCCUGAGAGAAGACUAACGUUCGGAAGGUCUUCUAACGUCUCCUAGCCCCCCUAGCCUAGGGGUAACUAUUUUCUUUCCCCUUAAGUACCAUUCUAUAAACACCAUUUUUAAAGGUCGUGUCAGUGUAACUUAAGAGACUCGUAGGCCGUAUGGCAAGUUCCCGCCACUGUUUCAGGGACGUUUAUCGAAUACCACACAGUACGCUUCGCCAAAUUUUGCAUACAACCUUUUGUUUUUAAAUACUUUUAGGAGGACUUCAUAUUCCCCAGAGCAUUUGAAAACAACCAUUUAUGAAAAAAAAUAUGGAAGGGAGAUGGGGCGAAUACAAGAGUUAGCAAGCAGCAAGAGAUUUACUCUUGCAGGCAUCUAAUGCUCUUGAACGCGAACAAUGGAUUUUGCUUAUUAGCAUUCUGUGUAUUUCAUGAUAUGUUCGACGUUUGACAUGGGCCUUAGAAUAAGUAUAGGUUCAACAUUUCUUUAUUGUUUCGUUGUUUAUUUAUGUAUUUCUCUGUUUAUUUUCUUGCAGGAUAACAAAAAACUGGUCCGAUAUCGUGACAAUCAAGUUGUGAGCACAAAAGGAGAGCGAUUUUCUUGGGUGAAACAACAGGAAAAUGAAGAAAUGAAGAAAACGUACGUAAAUUUAAAACCCGCGCGGAAGUAUCGUUUCCACUGAGUUAUUUCCUACACAUGUCGAUGUGGAUGAGUACGUGGUAGUCAGCUUCCGCCAUAUAGAAUCUGAUUUGGCGUGAACCAGUGUGAACGCUGUCAAUAAAAGCUGGGAAGAUGCAAAACUAUACUUAAUUUCAGCAUCUGCAACAUUGCUUGGGUUGGAUUGAUUUUUCACCUUAACGUUGCGCCGGCCGAUUUACAUGUGAAUACACCUCUAAGGUUCUAGUGUGCGUUUAGUUGACGCGUCAAACGACUUUUGCCACAGGGCGAAGCAAAAAAGCUCGGCCCUUUAUUGACUACAAGAAAACAUUUUACUUUUAGAAUGUUAAAGAGAUCUCAUCAGUGAGUCGCUGAGGUUGAGACAUUGUUGUUGAUUUGAAGUAGACUUUGUGACUUUUUAUGGCAAAAAACUCAGUCUUUUUUUAGCUUUUUUUCCUAGUCGCUAUUUUUACUACUAUUGUUAUUUAUACAUUACUGUUGUCCCUGACCCGUCCACAGUCGUCUCUCGUCUUUCCAUUCUCCAGGAAAUAAAAGAGGAAUGGUUGCCUUAAACGCCUUCGACCAAUCAUAACUAACGCCUGUCCACCCUAGCGACCCUAUUAAUCAUUACGCCAAAAGCUUGUACCCAUUCUUCAUAGAGUUUAUGAAGUGAGGAAUUUUAAACCUCUCCCCAGUGGCACGGAAGGUGUGAUGGGAAAAAGUAAAGCGAGUUUCCUUUCCCACCACGCCCUGCUCCGGUCGUGCACGUUACGAAGAAUGCCGAGAACCAAUCAAUUUUUUUUUCCGAUUUUCACUUUGCGUAACCUGCGAGCAAGCUCUUCCGGGAGUACAGGGGUGGGGUGAGGAAAGAGAGGAAUGAGAGAGAAUGCUCUGAAGAGCUUGCUCGCAGGCUACACUCUGCGCCAU